Messenger RNA from Pteropus alecto (black flying fox), 1415 nucleotides. RefSeq names its product cytochrome c oxidase assembly protein COX15 homolog (gene COX15). Gene Ontology annotation, cellular component: mitochondrial inner membrane. Gene Ontology annotation, molecular function: oxidoreductase activity, acting on NAD(P)H, heme protein as acceptor. The coding region runs from base 30 to 1400 and encodes 456 amino acids. The record is from RefSeq and is a predicted model, not a curated record. NCBI's taxonomy places the organism in Eukaryota, Metazoa, Chordata, Mammalia, Chiroptera, Pteropodidae. The transcript has 7 exons. Gene Ontology annotation, biological process: heme A biosynthetic process.
UCCGUUCGGAGGAUGCCCUCUGCCUCUUCAUGCUCCACGCGUUCCUCCCUCGCGCGUCUUCGGUUUCCACGCAGAAUCCGAAUUCCGCCGCGCGCGACCGAAAACAGCGUCCUCACCCCUGCGCACGCUCCUGCGCGUUCCCGAUGUCCACGCCCCAGCAAUGCUGGCAAGGCCGAGUCGCUAGCGCAGGCGCAGUCACUGCUCGCCCCCGCCGUCUGAGGAGGAGGGGCUCACGCUGCGUAACCCGGAAGUGCCUCUUCUUUGGUGCCGGAGGAAGGAGACAGCUAAGAGCCUGGGCGUGGAGGUGGUGGUGGCGCCUUGACUUCAGUAUGCAGCGAGUGCUAUUUCCGCCCUUGCAGGCCUUGAUGGGGAGACCGUGUGUCCGGCUCCUGGUUCCUAGGGCGACGCCUAGAACACAGUGUGGUUGCAGCUGUGGGAUCAAGCGCCCCUGGAGGCCAGGGCAAUACAGCACCAUCUCUGAAGUAGCUUUGCAGUCUGGAAGGGGUACAGUGUCCCUUCCCUCAAAGGCUGCUGAGCAGAUGGUGGGCCGAUGGCUCCUGGUCUGCAGUGGAACAGUGGCUGGAGCUGUUAUUCUUGGUGGAGUAACUAGGUUGACAGAGUCUGGCCUCUCAAUGGUAGAUUGGCAUUUAAUAAAAGAGAUGAAGCCACCUACGAGCCAAGAGGAAUGGGAAGCAGAAUUCCAAAAAUACCAGCAAUUUCCAGAAUUUAAAAUCUUGAAUCAUGAUAUGACGUUGGCAGAAUUCAAGUUCAUCUGGUACAUGGAGUACUCACACCGAAUGUGGGGUCGCCUCGUAGGACUUGCAUACAUUCUACCUGCUGCCUACUUUUGGAGAAAGGGCUGGCUCAGUCGUGGCAUGAAAGGACGUGUUCUUGCCCUCUGUGGUUUGGUCUGCUUUCAGGGUCUGUUGGGAUGGUACAUGGUGAAAAGUGGAUUAGAAGAAAAACCGGAUUCCCAUGACAUCCCUCGGGUCAGUCAGUACCGACUCGCUGCCCACCUGGGAUCAGCCCUUGUUCUUUAUUGUGCCAGCUUAUGGACCUCACUCUCACUGCUGCUUCCUCAGCACAAGUUGCCUGAAACUCGUCAACUGCUGUGGUUGAGAAGAUUUGCUCAUGGAACAGCAGGCUUAGUGUUCCUUACAGCUCUCUCAGGGGCUUUUGUGGCAGGACUGGAUGCUGGGCUUGUUUACAACUCCUUCCCUAAGAUGGGAGAAUCUUGGAUCCCAGAGGAUCUCUUUACCUUCUCCCCUACCCUGAGGAAUGUUUUUGAGAAUCCCACCAUGGUGCAGUUUGAUCACCGGCUCCUGGUAAGUCUGUCUGGUGGUUACUGGCUACCCAGCACAGGGUGCCUCUCACGGGCUUUGGGGUGUCUGAAGCACUAACGGCAACAGUGAGGG